UUGAUCCCCUCAUUUUCAUUUCUUUCUGGAAGCGCCCUGCUUUCUAACCGCCGAUCCUCGUCAAUGGCGGGAAGACUAGGGUUCGGCUCUUCGUCUGCCGCUGCGAUGGGCAUGAUCGUCACCAACACACCAGCAGCAGAUCUCGCCCUCACCAAUUUUGCUUAUUGCUCGGCCGCAGAUCUUCGGAAGUUCUCCGUCCCUGGAUCGAAACUCUUUUUCGCUUCCAUCGCUGAUUCCGUCGUUAAAUUUCAUACUCCUCAUGAAAGUAUACGUGAUGGUCAUAUUGGCUUGAAUGCCAUCCAACGCCGGCAUACCAAAGUUUCUACUGGGGACACAAUAUCCGUUAGUAGAUUUGUUCCACCUGAUAACUUCAAGCUAGCGUUGCUGACUCUGGAGUUGGAAUUUGUCAAAGCCAAGGGUAAAAAUGAACAGGUUGAUGCUGUUCGUCUGGCAGAACAACUUCGAAAAAGAUUCAUUAACCAGGUUAUGACAACAGGGCAGAAGGUAUCAUUUGAAUACUGUGGAACAAACUAUAUCUUUACUGUCAAUCAGGCUGCAGUAGAGGACCAGGAAGACAUGAACAAGGGAAUGGUGUCUGCAGAAACCUAUUUUGUGUUUGAAACUUCUCCAAGCUCCGGAAUUAAGAUAGUCAAUCAACGUGAAGCUGCUAGUAGCAAAAUCUUUAGGCAGAAGGAAUUUAAUCUUCAAAGUCUGGGAAUAGGUGGACUGAGUGCAGAAUUUGCAGAUAUAUUUCGGAGAGCGUUUGCUUCCCGUGUAUUUCCCCCACAUGUUAUCAAUAAAUUGGGUAUCAAGCAUGUCAAGGGGAUGUUACUUCAUGGGCCACCUGGUACUGGAAAGACUCUUAUGGCUCGCCAAAUCGGGAAAAUGUUAAAUGGAAGGGAUCCUAAGAUUGUUAAUGGGCCUGAAGUCUUAAGUAAAUAUGUUGGAGAGACUGAAAAGAAUGUAAGGGACCUGUUUGCUGAUGCUGAGAAUGACCAACGAACUCGGGGUGAUCAAAGUGAUCUGCAUGUUAUCAUUUUUGAUGAAAUUGAUGCUAUUUGCAAGUCAAGAGGAUCUACUAGAGAUGGUACUGGAGUACAUGAUAGCAUCGUGAACCAGCUCCUUACGAAGAUAGAUGGCGUCGAAGCUUUGAAUAAUGUUUUGCUGAUUGGAAUGACUAACCGAAAGGAUUUACUUGAUGAAGCCCUUUUGAGACCUGGACGCUUGGAGGUUCAAGUUGAGAUAAGCCUUCCUGAUGAAAAUGGUCGUCUACAAAUUCUUCAAAUACAUACAAACAAGAUGAAAGAGAACUCUUUUCUUGCUGCUGAUGUGAACCUUCAGGAACUUGCUGCUCGGACGAAGAACUUCAGUGGAGCAGAACUUGAAGGUGUUGUAAAAAGUGCAGUGUCAUUUGCUUUGAACCGCCAAACAAGUCUAGAUGAUCUUACUAAGCCCUUGGAUGAGGAGAACAUAAAAGUUACCAUGGAUGAUUUUUUGAAUGCCCUCCAAGAAAUUAUCCCUGCAUUUGGAGCAUCAACAGAUAAUCUGCAAAGAUGCAGAGUUAAUGGCAUUGUGGACUGUGGUGAGAGCCAUAAACAUAUUCUUCAAAGAGCUAUGCUUCUAGUAGAGCAAGUCAAACUUAGCAAGGGUAGCCCACUUGUUACUUGCCUUCUGGAAGGUCCAAGUGGCAGUGGUAAGACUGCGUUGGCAGCUACAAUUGGUAUUGACAGUGACUUCCCCUAUGCUAAGAUAGUCUCAGCAGAAACGAUGAUUGGUCUUAGUGAAAGCAGUAAAUGUGCACAAAUUUCCAAGGUUUUUGAGGAUGCUUACAAGUCUCCAUUGAGCAUCAUCGUCCUAGAUGACAUUGAAAGGUUAUUUGAAUACGCACCAAUUGGACCACGCUUUUCAAAUGUGAUUUUACAGACAUUGCUGCUCUUCAUCAAACGACUUCCUCCAAAGGGUAAACACUUGCUGGUGAUUGGAACGACUAGCGAGGUGGGCUUCCUGGAGUCUGUUGGCAUCUGCAAUGCUUUUUCACUCAGUUACAGUGUCCCAACACUGCGAACCGCAGAUGCUAAAAGGGUUUUGGAACAACUCGGUGUGUUUGAUGCAGACCAUAUUGAUACAGCAGCUGAAUCGUUGAACAAUAUCCCUAUCAAGAAGCUGUAUAUGCUGGUGGAGAUGGCUGCUCAUGGACCAGAGGGAGGGAGUGCUGAUGCUAUUUACUCUGGCAGAGAAAAGAUUAACAUUAACCAUUUCUUCGAUUGCCUUGGUGAUGUUCUAUCAUUUCGCUAAUUUCCACUGAUAUCACUGCAACAAGCCUCAUGACCUGGAAAUCUUUGGGGACUGAACUUUUUUUUUUAAAGCUUCACCUUAGCGAGUGCAAUGCUUUAAUCUUUAUUGUUUUCUUUUGUUUUUGAUUGGUUUAUGUGAGUGAAUAUAGCUAUUGCGAGCAUGAUUUUCCCAUUUGCGCCUUCUCA
Molecule: messenger RNA, 2480 nt
Organism: Magnolia sinica
Lineage: Eukaryota; Viridiplantae; Streptophyta; Magnoliopsida; Magnoliales; Magnoliaceae
Product: vesicle-fusing ATPase
Exons: 21
Coding region: 64-2295 (743 amino acids)
Biological process (GO): intra-Golgi vesicle-mediated transport; SNARE complex disassembly; Golgi to plasma membrane protein transport
Cellular component (GO): Golgi stack
Molecular function (GO): ATP hydrolysis activity; ATP binding
Source: RefSeq, a predicted model, not a curated record